GUUCCGUAAUUCGACCAGUUCAAAGUUAAAUCGUCAUGACACAACUAAAGUUAUUCUCUAUCUUAUUGCUGAUUUGUUUCAACUGUUUGGCUUCUGAAAAUCCAGAGGAGGGCUGCAACGCUCAAUCGCUUGAGAAUAUGAAUUUAUCGCAGUUGAUCUUUGAGGUAAAUAAAAAUGUGAACUGCUUAAACGCUUCUCGUGAAAUGUUCCACCAAAAAUACCAGUCAACGAUAUUCACGAUCAAGGGCCCAUUUGUGAAUGACGAGAAAUAUUCGAUAAGCGAAGAUAAAAACCGAGCCAACGCUAUAAUACGAUCGUACAGUAUGUUUGAAAAGAUUCUCAAGCUGUUUGGCGAUAUGGUUCAAUACUUAGCAAUUCACUUUGAAUCGAUUGACACAUUGAUUGGUCGGAAAAUUGUUAAAUUGGUCAAUAGCAACUGCGUUGAUUCAUUGAUGAUGUUAACGCUUGAGGAUUGCAAAGAAAAUGUUCUCGAUGAUUUGAAUAGUACAUUUCCUGCAGUCGUUGCGUCGGCAUUUUCGAGUAGUUCAUGGCGUAGGCUUGUCAUUCGAGAAGAUACUCCAACUUUAAAUGAGCUAUUUCCGAAAUUAAAUCAAUUGCAAAUUGAGUACACAAGAGCAUCCGAUUGGAAGAUGAUUGGCGAUGAAUUUCCGAAUUUAACAUCUAUCCAUGUGAAUCUACCAAAAAUAAAAGUUGCAGAACUACCCGAUGAAACGUUUGUGGUAAAUUUAACACGAAAAAGUCCGGAAAUUAAACAAUUUUCCAUAAAACACAGCAGCCUAAGUCUGUUAAAGGAAAUCCAUGAUACAUUGCCGAAAUUAGACCAUCUUGAGCUACAUUAUUUUGCAAACAAUUAUUCGAACUUGGAUGACGAUCUCAAUAUAACAAUACGAUUUGAUAAUGUGAUUAGUCUUACUGUGUUUGAAGAUAAAAGUGAUUACAAAACACCGGAAAAGAUUCACUUUCCUCAACUCCAGCAACUCAGACUGAAUCUUCAACCCGAAUUCACUGGCACAUGGAUCGAUUUUAUCAACGAACAAUUAAGUCAAACCAUCAACUCUUUCGAUCUUUCCGUCGGCAUUUUGACGAAUGAACAUCUGUUGACCAUUCCGGUGAUACUGCCAAACUUACAGAGUACAAUUAUUCGCUGCGGAACCGAUUUUAGUGCCAAUGAAAUUAUGGCAUUCCUUGGGAACGGCGAAUUUUUGCAAAAAGUUGAAAUGGUUAUUCAAAUGGAGAAAACGCAGCAGAAUAUUUUGAGAAGCAAACUUCAACGCAAUUGGAAAUAUAGCAUAAAUCCGGCAAAGAGAAGGGUUCAAAUCAUGCUUGAAAGAAUGAAUAAUCAAAAAGACUCGGCAACGGGACUCACAGAAUAUUCAUCACAAAUGCUUGCCAUCACAUUGACAUCACUUGCCAUCGUGACACGAAUUUAAACGACCAUAACAGGACAACAACUACACAGCUGCUU
Molecule: messenger RNA, 1486 nt
Organism: Sitodiplosis mosellana (orange wheat blossom midge)
Lineage: Eukaryota; Metazoa; Arthropoda; Insecta; Diptera; Cecidomyiidae
Exons: 3
Coding region: 36-1451 (471 amino acids)
Source: RefSeq, a predicted model, not a curated record